GGUGGAUGUUUUGCCUGUCAGGGUCACACCUGUCGGGCGGUGCCGUCAGCGGGGUGUCACUCAUUCACUCUCUCUGGACGGUUAAGUCGUUCAUUUGGAACUGGGAAUGACAUGGCGGAGUGUUAAUGCGUCAUGGCCGGUGAAAGGGAUUACAUGGCUAACCGAAGAAGGGGACCACAUGAAGUUAUGUGUAACAAGUCUGGAGUUAAACUGCUCAGCUGUUUAAACCACAGAUGAGCAAUUAGAACAUUUUAAGCUGCUUUCUUUACCCACAGUCUACAUAGGUUUAGGAGAGGAACUGUGCCGUGAUACUUGGUGUUAUUAUUAUUAUUUUCUUAAGUUUAAGUGGUUCCUUAUUUUGUGCUGGAGACAUGGCUCUGUCCCAGAUACAGUGCCUGGACGAUAACCACGUGAACCCGCGGAGGCACGAGUCCAAACCGGAGUUCUUGUACUGCGAAGACCAGCGGCUCGCGCUGGAGACGUUCCUGCGGGAUGGUCGCGAGGCGUUUGUUAAGUACCUGGAGGCUCGCGAGCUGCGCGGCUUCCUCUCGGACCCGGAGUUGGAAACUCUCGCCGAGGCGGUGAAGCCCUAUGACCCGGGCACGGAUCUCUUUCCGGAGAAUGCCGAGGACGACGAGCCCCCGCUGUCGCUGCACUACUGGCCCGACUUGUCGGAUACGUCCAUCCCGCAGAUGGACCUGGGCUGGCCGGACAGCGUGUCUUACCGGGGGGUGACGCGCACUACUGUGUACGCGCAGCCACCCCUGGAGGGUCAGGCGCACAUCAAAGAGGUUGUCAGAAAAAUGAUUGCGCAGGCGCAAAAGGUAAUAGCAGUGGUGAUGGAUGUGUUCACUGAUGUCGACAUCUUCAGAGAUCUGCUAGAUGCUGGCGUCAAGAGGAAGGUUUCGGUCUACAUCCUGCUGGCACGCACAACACUACCUCAUUUCCUGUCCAUGUGUCAGAGAGCCAACAUGCACCCGGGUCACCUCAAGAACCUUCGUGUACGCUGCACAGAUGGAGCAGAGUUCUACACUCGGUCCUGCACCAAAGUCACAGGGCGAAUGGGACACAGAUUCAUGUUCAUUGAUGGAGACAAAGCUGUAUCUGGGUCGUACAGUUUCACUUGGACGUCAUCGCGUCUGGACACAAGUCUCAUCACCGUGGUUACAGGCCAGGCAGUGGAAGCCUUCGACAGGCUGUUUCGCAUCCUCUACUCAACCUCCAGCUUGGCUGACCUCCGGAAGGUCGCCACGGAGCCUGAACCUGAGUUGGAGGCCCUCCCACCGCCAGUCGCAGUAGCCCCUCUUUCUGCUGAUAUUGCAAGGAAACUGAACAGCCCCAAAUAUGCUCUGGUUACCUUAGGCAAGCCCAGCCCCACCCCUUCUGUUGGCCCCGAAGAGUCCCAAAAUCCAAAGAACUCCAAGAACCCAGAAACGAAGAACGGGUGGCGGAGUAGGGCUAACAAAGAAGCCAUACAGGAGACUCCUUCCAUCCACCCCGGACUCAGCAAUCUAGAGAAAGCAUGCUUGAUGUCAUACCUGCCCACCUGGCCAGAACCUGAUCCCCCCAGUGAUGUAAUUGGGUUCAUUAACAUUCGUGAUGCCAGCAAACCGAAUCAGGUCCAUCUACAGAGAUCUGAGAUGUUUGAAACCAGCCAAGCGGUCAGGUUUAGCAGUCCAUUCAGCAUGCCUAAGGAAAUCCUGCCAGAAGUCGCCAAGCCCAGACAGUUUACUGCUAAAUAUGAGGAGAUGAAUAAACUCCAACUAGCACAAGAUAAAACAAAGGCUGAAGAGUCGCUGGUAGGCAUAGCACAGCCAACACAAGUCAAUGCAGGGCCUGGUGACUUGAAUGGCAAAGCAGAGGCACCUGCACAGAAAUCACCUGCAUCUGGACCAAAGUGUGAAUCCGACAAAGACACGACUAAGACUCUCAACAUUGAGAGCAAACGGCACUCAAACACACCCACCAACCAAGAUACAAGCCAUAACACCGCACUGCCCCUCAGUGCAAACACACCUCGCCAAUCUAGCAGCAAAGCAUCCACUCCUACCGUUGGGAGGCCUUCACACACCACACAAACUGUCACCACCCUCCCCGGAUCGAACACUAAAAAAGAAGCAGAAAGUGAUUUAAACACACAACAACAUGAUAUUGUGAACAAGUCGCAUGUCCGGGAGUCGAGCAGUACACACGCCCCACAACUGUGUCCCGCUGACUCAAACACAGAAUCACAGACACAAACGAAGACGGUGCUGCCACAUACAGAAUCACACACGCAGCCACAAAACGUCUCUGACAUGACCCCUAACGUCCAGACUCCCACCGUCAACAGCCACAUGUCCUCCUCUUCCGCUUCUGCCACGCGCUCUCCGUCUGUCAGUUCAACCUCCCUUUCUGAAAACAAUUAUGUCUCCAUUACUACAAGCACGACUCCCGGUACCUGUUCUUCUUUGUCUUCCAUCAGCUCUUCUUCCUCCAUUCCUCCUUUGACCUCUGCUCUUACACCCCUCAAUCCUCCCCCUCCCUCUUCCUCACCAUCCCCAUGUUUGAACUCAACCCCACCCAUCCCUAAACCUCGUACACUCCAGCUGGUUAUCAAAGGUGGCGUCAUGUGCAAUGGCCAGAAGCUGCCGGAGUUAAGUGUUGUCAGGAGGCCUGAGGCGAGCAUAGGGCCGCUCGCGGUCCACGAUGAGCCCGAUGUAGCAACCGUGGCGCAGACAUCGCCAGAAAAAGUGCCUGAGACAACAAACAACAGUGGAAGCGAGACAAGAGCCCAGAAAGCUGCAGAGAACACAGAAAGAGCUCCACGGCAAAAACAGAGUGGGACUUCCCAAGCGACAAAGAAGGAAGUAGUUGGACGACAUGAUGACAUUGCAAGAAUGCAGUUUGUUGCUGGAAACAACCCAGAAGAACAGUCUCAUGUUUUCAUUGCUGAUGCGCCAAAGGCAGAGAGUUUGAAUAGUCAAGAAAUAAUUCCAAAAGAUGUCGAACCCAAGACUUUGACGUCGAUAGACUGCAAAUUAACCCCACAGAUAGACUGUGAAGCCACACUACAGACAGAGAUAAAGGCUCCAGAAAGAGCUUUAACAGGCUGUGAGUUUUCUAAAGGACAAAGUGAAAAAAGUGAGAGUGUGACAGAAGGCAAAACAUACCUUGCAAGAGCACAUGCACCUCAGAGAAUAUCAUAUAGUGAGUUGAUGCCACAAGAUAUAGAUACAUUAGAGACUGUGGAUUCCAUAAAAGCUCCAACACACACUCCUGUUUCUUCCACACACUUAUCCAAAGACAGUGCUGGUGACAGCACACACACAUCAGUCGCAGACACACAAGGUAAUCCAGGUUUCACACCAGCACAACACACAGACAACACAACAGACAACAUGCCCGCUGCAAAACAUAACACACAGGGCAGCUUUCAAGAACAAUCUCCUAAAGCACGGAGCGGCACGCACACACCUGAAGGACCCCUGCGUUUACGUCUCCCCGAAAAACUCACGCCAGACUUACGUUCGAUGACGCCUGAAAGAGAACCACGUUCACUCACAGCUCUCAUACGCACUCCAACUCCAGACGGGUAUCUUCCACUUACGCCCAGCACCCCAGACUCACGAACGCACACGCCGGAUCCGCGGUCAUACACUCCAGACUUUCGAACGCCUACGCCCGACGAGUAUUUCUCACCAAGAGCGGACUCCGCUCUGUCCACCACCUCAGAGGAUUCGUUUUACGAAUGUAACGACUCUCCUUUCCACGAGGCUGUUUUGGAGCGAGCAGCUUCCAGCAACCACGGGAGGACAGAGGAUCGUGUUUGCGUUACGCACACAAAUACUCCAAAUGAUACAACCACCACCAGCAGUCCUGCACGCGCAAAUUCGAACACUCGUGCUGCUACAUUAGGCACUACAGACAGGAAUACCUCGAGCAGUGAAACACAGAGUUUGUCUAGGCCUGCUGGAGUCUCCUCUUCGUCUUCUUUACUUGAGAAGGAAGUUAAAAUGGUGGAGGAAAAAGAAAGCACAAAUGAAGAAGAGGGUGGGAGAGAAGAGGAUGAAAAGGGGAGAAAACUGAGUGCGGCAGAGAGGAGGACAGAGGGGGAUAACCAGGGGACGGAGACGAGAGGCAGCGAGGAAGCUAAGAGAACAGCCGACCGUUUUAAACAAGGUAAAGAUUUGACAGAGGCAGUAGAAAAAAACGAGGAGGCCCAAUACCAAGCCCCGAAGAGAGAGAUGGCGCUGAACCAUUCGCCAGCAGGGAGAGCGGUCGACGGAGGAGUGACCCCAGGAGAAUUAACCAACGAAAGAACGGAGCUAAAGCAAUUGCCCACAGGUGACCUUCAACCAAAGAAGGCAUCUUCUGAGGAAAAGAGAGCAGACAAAGAGAAGGCAGUUGACAAGGCGCCAUCAGGUCCCAGCAGUGUGGAGAGGAGAGACAGGCCCCAUUCAGCCACAGAGACUGAUGGACAGAAGCUUUUGCACACUUCUCCCAAAACCCCUCGAGGACAGCAGCAAGACAGUAGAGGGCCCUCCCCUUCCCGACCAUCCAGACCCCCUCGACCCCUCUCAGCCACCCAGCCUCGUCCCUGGGGAAGCUGUCAGCUGAACCAGGCAGAAAGCAAGGCGCUCCACAGUAGUUUCCAGGUCUUGGCUAAUACCUCAUCCCCUCGCAAACCGCCAUCCACACCCCCUCCUCCAGUGACGGCGAGGGCUGUCGGGUCUGCAGCAGGGAGGAAGCAAGCCGAAGCCCCCCGCGGCCAGCACAGCCUCCUCUCCCGACCGCCUCUGGCAGCGCAGGGCAAGAUGGUCGCUGGCCAGUCGCAGAAUCAACAUCCUUACUUAAAAUCCCCGGGCUCCUUUCGCCACACGCACUCUAACAGAGAGGCGCAGCUCCAUCCUCCUUCCCACAACCAGACGGCAUCACCGCAGGAAGCACGUUGGCAGGAAGAACCAAGUGCUCCAUUUAGCUUCACUUUUAGCAGGCUGUACAACCUCAAGGGCCUAAAGGACAAGAUGAGCAAGCUGCCAGCACAGAGCAAGAGAGUCAGAGCCAGCUCUCCGGGACAGGGACGUAAGAGCUCCAGCUAGUCUGGUAACGUCAGUCAUCCUGGUUUUUAAUAUUAUAAGACCUCAAGCCAAAGAAAUGGCAGGUUAAAAUAAAGAAUAGAGAUAGAAAACUGUCUCCUCUCACCUCCAAGAAAAAAGCUUGACUUAACCCAGUGUGUGUACUUUCCCAAAUUCCCAAAAUAAUAUAAAUAAUAAUAAUCUGUCAUGUGAGCUCAGCCAAGGAUUGGCUCUGCAGCACCUUUUUUAACCAUAAGUGUUACUUCUUGCUAACGCAAACUUUGACCUAUGACCCAUGACAUGUGGGAUUGUCUCGUCUGAUGGAGGACGCACUUUAAAUUGUUUUCCACAUGGCAGUGUGAAACCUUUGCAGGACGUAGCUCCAUUACUGGACCAAACAAAGAGUGAUUGGAUAAGUGGUUUUCUUUUUUCUCCUGGCUUCUCAUUUUUAGAGAUGAUUCUUAGUCUCAAACUUUUGAAAUUCUUUUCAUGUUGAAAAUCCAGCUGCCUUUUCUGGCUGAAAUUUAGGAGGUUGUGACCUCUGAUGCUGUCAAUGGCCUGGACAUAUAUGGAACUGAACCAUAGCUGCCUCCCCUAAAUUAUGACACGGUUUUAGCUUUUUCACCCACCUGGUCUAAGUUAUCGAAAAACUGAAUAAUGGAGUUGUUUUCCAUUUUCAAAUGAAAACUUGGAUAUUUUAUAUAUAUAUAUCUUAUAUAUUGUUUGUGUGACCAAAGAAAAUGAACACCAGGAACACACAGUAUGUAAAUCAUAUGUAAAGCCAGAAGUUUGCCUUUUACAUACUGCACGUCAGAUAGGCUGCUGUGACUUUGAUCCACUGUACAUAUACUGUGGAUUGUGCAAAAACAAAAGCGGUUGCUUCCUGAAUUCACUGAUACAUUUGAAUGAAAUUCCUUAAAUCAACCACUUACUCUUUUUUUGUCAUUUCAUUCAGAGAGAUUAGAAAUGUGGGAGAUGUUCUUUGGUUAGAAUAGUAUGGUAUCUCGGGAUAGUGCUAUGUCAAUGUGAAUUUGUAUUUGUAAAUAUUUCCAACAUACAGUAUUGUAUGUGCAGUGUGACUGGGAGUCAUUACAAUGCACAUUAAUAGAGUUUGAAAUAGGUACAAUGACAUGCCUGAUGAAAGCAAACAUGAAAUGUACGGCAUUACAGAUGUACUGUAUUUUUGUGCGAUACUGAACAAUGCAAAAAAAAUAAAAAACACUGAAUGUCACGGACCGCUGUUCCAGAGGUUUAAUAUGCUCUACCACCACUUUAGAUUCUGUGAGCAGACAAAUAAGUAAAUGCUCAAAUGGCUAACGUCAUGACAGUGGCGGUUUUCAUUGUGUUUAUAUGAGUUGAGUGGGAGUAUUUGUCCCACAUUUGUGCUAUAACAAGCCAAGUCUCUCCUCUUCACUGGAUUUAAGUGUUUACAAUACAAAUUUGAAUGCUGAAACUGUUGAUGCAGAAUCGCACCUUAUUGUUUUUUGAUGUCUCACACCUUUAUUGUGGUUAUUUUGUACUCUUCCAUUGUGCGAUGUACAUAGAAACACUAAAGGGGUCAGGUAAUUGAUUUAUUUGUUGUUUACACCAUAUGCCAUUUACAUUCAAAAGGCUUUUUGCCUGCAAGUCUGUGCCCAAACAAAGCAUAAGUUAGAGACGAGCCCAGUCAACACCACACAAGACAGGCCAAUUACUCUGAAGACAGAUACAGAUGUAUGACAACAGAGUACAAGAUGCCCUUGAAGGAAUGUGUAAAUGGGCAGAGUUGCUGUUUUGCAUGACAAAUAAACUCAUUGAUGACAUCGAU
Molecule: messenger RNA, 6864 nt
Organism: Perca fluviatilis (European perch)
Lineage: Eukaryota; Metazoa; Chordata; Actinopteri; Perciformes; Percidae
Product: flocculation protein FLO11-like
Exons: 5
Coding region: 372-5081 (1569 amino acids)
Source: RefSeq, a predicted model, not a curated record